Messenger RNA from Pseudogymnoascus destructans, 2626 nucleotides. RefSeq lists its product as uncharacterized. Lineage: Eukaryota; Fungi; Ascomycota; Leotiomycetes; Thelebolales; Thelebolaceae. The coding region runs from base 530 to 2230 and encodes 566 amino acids. The record is from RefSeq and is a predicted model, not a curated record. Gene Ontology annotation, cellular component: plasma membrane. Gene Ontology annotation, biological process: ammonium transmembrane transport. Gene Ontology annotation, molecular function: ammonium channel activity. The transcript has 4 exons.
AUCCCGUCGACUACCGAUUCCGGGCACACCGGGACAUGGAACGAAAGGAAGGAAAGGAAAAAGAAAAGGAAACCCACUGCAUCAUAUGCGGUCCGGAAAACCCCACAGAUGCCACGGCGAGGGUGAGGAACCUAGACCCAGCCAGCCCCCAAUGUUCUAUUCGUGGCUGGGUUGGGUAUCGGGGUCUGGGCUAAAUACCUUCCUCCUCCCUCCUCCUCCCGCCUCCCUCCUCCCACACUGCUGCAUUUCCAAUCCUCGCGUGCCAUAUUGAAACUUGCCUUUGCUGCUUGAAACUACCCUGAGAAGAAGAAGAAAAAUAUCCCCACGACUGCAACUUCUUCCGUACGAGGACGACAACGCACACGAUAUACAUAUAUCCCCCCAAUUCUCCACCCGACACACAUCCCGCCACUUGAUCCUCCUCUCACCUCACGAAUCCUCUCUUCAAUCUCCAACGCAAAAGCCUGCCAGCGCCACCUCGAACACUUCACACCCCACGCGUCCUCUCUGAGGGCAUCCGCCUGCAGACAUGUCGUACACCGGCAUUGGACCCCCCGUGCCCUUCAACGGCACCGAAGGCGAUGGAGGAGAUAGCACAACAACCAACCUAAACCAAUGGUACCAAUCCGGCGACCAAGCCUUCAUUCUCGUCGCCUGCUGCAUGGUCCUUCUCAUGAUCCCGGGGCUGGGGUUCCUCUACUCCGGGCUCGCGCGUCGAAAGUCCGCGCUUUCCAUGAUCUGGGCCUGUAUGGGCAGUUUCUCGGUGAUUGUGUUUCAGUGGUAUUUCUGGGGAUACUCGUUAGCGUUCAGCCAGAGUGCGACGAAUGGGUUUAUUGGUGAUCUGAAGCACUUCGGGUUGAUGAAGACCCUCGGGGCGCCGUCGCCGGGGAGUCCGUUGAUUCCGGAGUUGUUGUUCUCGUUUUACCAGAUGAUGUUCUGCGCCGUAACCGCCGCAAUCGUCAUGGGCGCCGUCGCCGAACGCGGCCGCCUCAUCCCCGCCAUGGUCUUCACCUUCUGCUGGGCCACCCUCGUCUACUGCCCCAUCACCUGCUGGAUCUGGAACUCCAACGGCUGGGCCUUCAAAUACGGCGUCCUCGACUACGCCGGCGGCGGCCCCGUCGAGAUCGCCUCCGGCUGCUCCGCGUUGGCUUACAGUAUGGUCCUCGGAAAGCGUCAGGAGAAAAUGAUGCUUAACUUUCGCCCGCAUAACGUGUCGCUCAUUACGUUGGGCACGGUGUUGCUGUGGUUUGGAUGGCUGGGGUUUAAUGGCGGGAGUGCGUUUGGUGCGAAUCUGAGAGCGGUUAUGGCAUGUUGGAACUCGUGCUUGACUGCUAUGGUGGCGGCUGCCACAUGGUGUCUUCUCGAUUUCCGCUUGGCAAGGAAGUGGUCUAUGGUCGGGUGGUGUUCCGGCUGCAUCUCUGGCCUCGUCGCCGCCACGCCUGCUUCGGGUUUCAUCCCACUCUGGGCCUCCGUCCUCCUCGGCGUCGUCACGGGCGUCGUUGCUAACUUCGCCACGAAGAUCAAAUUCUGGAUCCAAAUCGACGACUCCAUGGACGUCUUCGCCGAGCACGGCAUCGCCGGCGUCGUGGGCCUCCUCUUCAACGCCCUUUUCGCAACCCCCACCAUCAUCGGCCUCGACGGCGUCAACACCGGCGUCCUCACCGGCGGCUGGCUCGUGCAUAACUACCGCCAGCUCUAUAUCCAGGUCGCGUACAUCCUCGCCUGCGGAACUUACGCCUUCCUCAUGUCUGCUAUACUCGCCUACACCAUUAAUUUCGUGCCGGGCUUGAAACUCAGGGCCGAUGAGGCGGCGGAGUUGUUGGGCAUGGACGACGAUCAACUCGGUGAAUUCGCAUACGACUACGUUGAAGUCCGCCGUGAUUACCUCGCCUGGACCCCUGCAAAAGAGGGGAUGAGCCAGGUCGAGGAACGCAUCGAACCCUCCGACCGCCACGGUAUCCCCGAACACGGCGAGAUGGCGUCACUGUCGGGCGCGUCGGGGAUGGGUAUGGAUGCGAGUAGUAGGAGGGGGAGUGAGGGAGGGGGGGUGGCGAAGGGGAGCGCGAGCUCGGCGGUUGGGACGCAGGGGACGCUUGUUGGGGGAAGGCUGGGGGGGUUGGAGGAGGGUGUUGCGGUGGGGAGUGGGGAGAUGAAUGAGAAGGUUGAGAUGGGGAGUGAGAGUGACCGCAGUGGGAGCAGAGGGGGGGUGGAGGGGAGGAGGAGUGGGUAGAUGGUGAUACCACUAUCUGACCUUGAGGGAGUUGUACAUUUUCUGUGCGAGUACGGACGGGCGUCUUCGAUCUUUUUCAGCGGGUGUUCUUUCUUAUCAUCAUCAUCAUACGCCAUCUUUUCUCCAUCAUCAUCGCCAUCUACGCAAAGUUUCCUGGCAUUUUUUUAUCAUUUUCAUUAUCGGAUCGGUUGGGGAGCAUGUUUGGGGAACCGGUUGCAAAUAUAUAUCCUGGGAAGGGGAAAGGAAAGGAGAAGAAGGGAGUUUCGUUUUGUUCAAGAUACCAAAAGCACAGUCAGUCGCUCUCGUGCAUACGAGCGAGGUGAAGUGGAAGUUGAAAUUGGACGUGGAGAGGAAGGGAACAGGAGGGGAGAAGUUAGAAAUAUAAACACAAAUCAA